CGGGCCGAGGGCCUUGGCGGGCCGUUAGCGGGCCGCGGCGGCUGUAGGGUCUCCUCCCCUGCCGGACUUGCGCGCCCCGGCGCUCGGAGCCUCCGGCGCUGUGCCCACCCCGCUCCAGCUCGCGUCUCCCGACUCCAAUUAGAGCAACCGGACGGCCAUGGAGGCCGAAGAGACGAUGGAAUGCCUUCAGGAGUUCCCUGAACAUCAUAAAAUGAUCCUGGACCGAUUGAAUGAACAGCGAGAGCAGGACCGGUUUACUGACAUCACCCUGAUUGUCGACGGACACCAUUUUAAGGCCCACAAGGCUGUUUUGGCUGCUUGCAGCAAGUUCUUCUAUAAAUUCUUUCAGGAGUUUACUCAGGAACCUUUGGUGGAGAUAGAAGGUGUUAGUAAAAUGGCCUUUCGUCAUUUGAUUGAGUUCACAUAUACAGCAAAGUUAAUGAUACAAGGAGAAGAAGAAGCCAAUGAUGUAUGGAAAGCAGCAGAGUUUCUACAGAUGCUAGAAGCUAUCAAAGCCCUUGAAGUCAGCAUCCUGACUCGCAGAAACAAAGAAAACUCAGCUCCACUAGAGGAAAAUACCACGGGGAAAAAUGAAGCAAAAAAAAGAAAGAUUGCAGAAACUUCAAAUGUUAUCACUGAGUCAUUGCCAUCUGCAGAAUCUGAACCUGUUGAAAUUGAGGUGGAGAUUGCCGAAGGCACAAUCGAAGUGGAAGAUGAAGGCAUCGAAACGUUGGAGGAAGUGGCUUCUGCCAAGCAGUCCAUAAAGUACAUUCAGAGCACAGGUUCCUCUGAUGAUUCCGCUCUGGCAUUGUUGGCAGAUAUUACCAGCAAGUACCGCCAAGGCGAUAGAAAAGGGCAGAUUAAAGAUGAAGACGGCUGUGCAUCUGACCCCACAAGCAAACAGGAACACAUGAAAUCACACUCCACUGAGAGUUUCAAGUGUGAAAUAUGCAAUAAAAGGUAUCUUCGGGAGAGCGCGUGGAAACAGCACCUCAGUUGUUACCACCUUGAAGAAGGUGGAGUCAGUAAGAAGCAGAGAACUGGGGAAAAAAUACACAUAUGUCAGUACUGUGAGAAGCAGUUUGUCCACUUUGGACAUUUUAAAGAGCAUCUUCGAAAACAUACAGGUGAAAAACCUUUUGAAUGUCCAAAUUGUCAUGAACGAUUUGCUAGGAAUAGUACCCUCAAAUGUCACUUGACUGCAUGCCAAACUGGAGUGGGAGCAAAAAAGGGGAGGAAGAAGCUCUAUGAAUGUCAGGUCUGUAAUAGUGUGUUUAACAGCUGGGACCAGUUCAAAGAUCACCUGGUGAUACACACUGGAGAUAAACCCAACCAUUGUACUCUGUGUGACUUGUGGUUUAUGCAAGGAAAUGAAUUAAGGAGGCAUCUCAGUGAUACUCAUAAUAUUUCAGAGCGCCUGGUAACUGAAGAAGUUCUUUCAGUAGAAACACGUGUGCAAAAUGAACCUGUGACAUCAAUGACUAUUAUAGAACAAGUUGGGAAGGUGCAUGUGUUACCACUGCUCCAGGUUCAGGUGGAUUCAGCACAAGUGACUGUGGAACAGGUCCAUCCAGAUCUGCUCCAGGACAGCCAAGUGCACGAGUCACACAUGAGUGAGCUUCCAGAGCAGGUCCAGGUAAGUUAUCUAGAAGUGGGGCGAAUUCAGACUGAAGAAGGUACUGAAGUCCAUGUAGAGGAGCUGCAUGUUGAAUGGGUAAAUCAGAUGCCAGUGGAAGUACAAACUGAGCUUCUAGAAGCAGACUUGGAUCAAGUGACCCCUGAAAUCAUGAACCAAGAGGAGAGAGACCCUACCCAAGCAGAUGCUGCUGAGGCUGCUACAGAAGAACACGAAGAUGCUGAGGCUUUAGAGACCAAAUCAACAGUGGAUUCCCAAGCCGAAAAGGCAGGAAAUGAGAACAGAACACCUAUGCCAGUUUUAGAAUGAAAUAACAAAUGCAUAUAUUUUUAAAGUUAUCUGUUGGGUUUUUGAACUGAUGAUGGGCAGUGUGACUGUCCUUACGCUAACAGACAUGUGGACCAAAGUUAAACUCUUUCCUGUUGUGCUGAACUGUUUCUAUGGAAGCAGACUGAUUUCCCCCCACUUUGCCACAGAGGAGGGAUCUUUCCCAUAAGUGAAUGGGAAGCUUUGAGAAGUAUAUUUCUGGAAAACUUAAAUGGAUUAUAUUCUUAUUAUAUAGUUGGGUACGAAUGUAUAUUUUCAUUGUGGUAAGAGUUCUUACUCUCUUUCCCUGGUCAUGUCCUUCCUCAAGUUUUUUUCCCCCCCAUGUUGUAAAAUCAAAUGUAAAAUCAUUAGAAUACAAGUUUAUGUAUUCUAAUGCAUGUUAGAAAAUUUGAAUAUAUAGGAAACAAGGCUGCAUGAAGAAAAGUGCAUUGUUACUGUGCAGUUAAAUUUUGGCUUCUGGCUUCCUUUAGUUUGAACAACAUUCUUGUCUGCCCUGAUGGGUAGUCAUAGAUGUCAUCUCUGCAACAGAAACAGAGUGGUAGUGGCGAAUUUCUAGAAUGUUUAAAAAAAAAAAAACACACACACACACCCAUGUGCCUUUUCAAAACCAACUAAACUUCUAUAAAGCAUCUCUAGUUCUUUCAAAAUUUGUGUUGUAAGCAGUGUAGGUGAUGCUGUAGUACUUUAUAUUUUUUUUCUUAUAAUGACAGCUACCAAUUCUUUUUCAUUUAGGUUGAGAAAUUUCAUUUAAUGGCAGCUGAAGGGCCAUUUUCAAUUGGGAAAAUUCAUUUAUAUCUGUGGUAAACUUUAUUUUGAUGAAAAGUUGCACUAGUAUUUUACCACCAGAUGAAAACAAGAUGAGCAUCAUUUAAAAAUUAAUGUAUUUAAAAUAAAGUACAGAGAAAAACAUGUAUAUAAUAUAUCAGGCUUUGUUUUGAAUGAAUCUUUUCCCCCAAUCCUUAAUGUAAAGAUCUUGUGCUAUAACUUUUAAAGCCAUACAAAUAAGAGUGCUAAACUGUGGACUUAAAAGUAGGUGUGUAAAUAUUUUUAAUCAGUAUUACUUGGAAAAUAAAAUAUAACAACUACAGAAAAUAAA
Messenger RNA from Cervus elaphus (red deer), 3059 nucleotides. RefSeq names its product zinc finger protein 131-like. Bases 158 to 1945 code for a protein of 595 amino acids. The transcript is spliced from 2 exons. The record is from RefSeq and is a predicted model, not a curated record. Gene Ontology annotation, cellular component: nucleus. Gene Ontology annotation, molecular function: DNA-binding transcription factor activity, RNA polymerase II-specific; protein binding; RNA polymerase II cis-regulatory region sequence-specific DNA binding. NCBI's taxonomy places the organism in Eukaryota, Metazoa, Chordata, Mammalia, Artiodactyla, Cervidae. Gene Ontology annotation, biological process: regulation of transcription by RNA polymerase II.